This is a messenger RNA of Chiroxiphia lanceolata (lance-tailed manakin), 7271 nucleotides long. RefSeq names its product mannosidase endo-alpha (gene MANEA). Bases 164 to 1537 code for a protein of 457 amino acids. Gene Ontology annotation, molecular function: alpha-mannosidase activity. The record is from RefSeq and is a predicted model, not a curated record. NCBI's taxonomy places the organism in Eukaryota, Metazoa, Chordata, Aves, Passeriformes, Pipridae. The transcript is spliced from 5 exons. Gene Ontology annotation, cellular component: Golgi apparatus.
UGGCGCACGCGCGGCUGCCGCCCGGCGCCGUUGAAGUGGCGGGACCCGCCCGGCGCGGCCCCCCCGGGUUACCCCGCGGGCACCGCGACUGGCCUCGGGCAGCGCCCCUGCCUCCCGCGGUUGCGGCCGAAAUCCUUCUGUUGGGAUUCUGAACUAUGACAUCAUGGCAAGAUUUCGCAGAAGAACAUGCAUCAUUUUGUUGCUUUUUAUUUUGUUUAUUUGCUCCAUAAUGAUGGCUUUGAAGACACUGAGACCUGACAGAGCUGGCUUUGGGGAUCCAUUUGGACUUGGUUUGUUGCCUGAGCUUCAACAACGAACAGUUCUCUUAGACAAUAAGCAGAAUUCACUGAAUAGGGUUCAAGGAGACACUGUAACACGUGUCAGUAAUUUGCACAGUAUUGCUGUCAAUACUAUGAAAGCAUCUAUGCCUCCUGUAAAUAAGCUGGAAGAGGAGCUGUCUUCUCCUAAUUAUAACUUUCACAUAUUUUACUAUACUUGGUAUGGGAAUCCACAGUUUGAUGGUAAAUAUAUUCACUGGAACCAUCCACUGUUGCCGCAUUGGGAUCCUAAAAUUGCGAACAAUUAUCCAAAGGGAAGGCAUAAUCCUCCUGAGGACAUUGGGGCCAACUUUUAUCCUGAACUCGGAUCUUACAGUUCCAAAGACCCUACUGUCAUAGAAGCCCACAUGAAACAAAUGCGUUCAGCUUCAACUGGUGUAAUAGUACUUUCAUGGUACCCACCAGGUAUGGCUGAUGAAAAUGGAGAGCCAACUGAUGAUUUGGUGCCUGUUAUUUUGGACUAUGCACACAAAUAUAAUCUAAAGGUCACUUUUCAUAUUGAACCUUACAAAGACAGAGAUGAUCGCAGUAUGUACCACAAUGUCAAGUACAUCAUUGACAAAUACGGAGGCCAUCCGGCCUUUUACAGGCAGAAGACCAGCACAGGCAAAUUUCUUCCCAUGUUUUACGUUUACGAUUCUUACGUAACAAUUCCUGAAAUAUGGGCAAAUCUGCUAACUCUUUCUGGAUCCCAGAGUAUUCGAAAUACUCCCUAUGAUGCAUUAUUCAUUGCGCUUCUUGUAGAAGAAAGACAUAAGCAUGACAUUCACAGAAGUGGUUUUGAUGGAAUGUACACGUACUUUGCCACCAAUGGCUUCUCCUAUGGCUCAUCUCAUCAUAAUUGGGCAGGUUUAAAAGCCUUUUGUGAUAGUAACAACUUAAUGUUUAUUCCAAGUGUGGGCCCAGGCUAUAUUGAUACCAGUAUCCGACCAUGGAACAACCACAACACCCGUAACCGUGUCAAUGGGAAGUACUAUGAGACUGCCUUCAGCGCAGCCCUUCUGGUCCGACCGGAAAUUAUCUCUAUUACAUCUUUUAAUGAAUGGCACGAGGGAACUCAGAUUGAAAAAGCUGUCCCUAAACGGACUGGACAGGUGGUUUACCUUGAUUAUAAACCGCAUAAGCCAAAUAUUUACCUAGAGCUUACUCAGAAGUGGUCUGAGAAGUACAGAAAAGAACAAGAACAGUGGCUUAUGUGAGCUGUCCCUGCUGCAGUUGUUGUUCCCUAAUGCAUUGACUGUAUUGAGAAAGAAAUUGAGAGCUGAAGAGUAUGUUAUUAAAUGUCUUUAUUGUAUCUGUUGAAUGUAUAUGCACUACUACUGAAUUCUAAUUUUGAAAAGUAAAAAGAUUAUGAGAAUAUUGGCAAUUCUGUCUUAUUGGAUAGUUUAGUUCAAGAAUAUUCAGGGAAAUCUGAAGGGUUAUUUGUUUCUUUUUUAAACUUCAUAACUUGCAUUCUGAGCUUCCAGAACAUCUGCAUGGGAUAACUCUACAUGACCAAAGUAUAACAAAAAAUUGGCGUAGUUCUACUUACUUCCUUUAUUCUUGUACUUGUGUUUCUAAUAAAAGUGAUGCUGUAAUCUAAGUUUUUUAUGCUCAUAGCUACUUGCAGGAUGCAUGUCUAUACUGUAUGGAAUAAUCUGCAUCUACUGUUUUUAAUGCUUUACACACAGGGACUUCUUGACAUAUGACUAGCUUGUGGUAAAAGCACUGAAGAGGUAUGUGUGAUGAAACAUCACUGUGGUUUUUUGAAAAUAGAAAAGUCUUUGAAAGAAAGUUCCAAAGAAUUGCUGAAAGACUUUUAGUUUACUUACAUUUUUUUCUGUUUGGUACGUGGUGUAGACUUUUGCAGAUUACAGGGGUAGUGACCAGGAACCUUUUUUUUUUCUAUAUUACUUUCAAUACAAAAUAAUAAUGUUUGGGACAAAUUGGAAAAUAUUUUUUUUGAGUGGGGGAAAAACUCCUAAACAUGCAAAAAAUAUACUAAACCUUCCACUUUUAUUUAUUGUCUGCUAAUUGACUGCAGACACAGAUCUGGCAUGUUUUUUAAAAUGUGUAAACUUUCUAAACCAAACACCUUACUAGUCCUACAAUAAAUAUAAUUGUAGGAAAUAGGUUUUUUGUUUCUGAUUUAGGAGCUGCCUAGUUUGGUUUCAAUGCCAGCAACUACCUGUUAGUUUAAUUUGAAAUCUGAGAUUUCUAUUUUUCAUAUAGUUUAUUUAGUUUUUUGAGGAUUCAGAAUAGUAGAUACUAAAAUCUUGCUGUCAUUCAGAUAAGCACCCUACCAAUGCUACCUGUAACACUGUGGUGUGGCUGUAAAUGACUAUUUUCAGUCCAAGAAUCUCACUUUUCAAAUGUUGUAAUUAUGAACUGGGGUUUUUUAUGAGGUUUGAAAAGUUCAAGUCACAUGGACAUAUCUCCUCAGCAGUCCUUUUUUGGGGAUUUUCAUAGAGUUUCAUAACAAAAUCCUGAACUUUGGAUUAGUAGAAAUUGCAGUGUUUUGUUUAUUUGCAGAAAGUGUCUAAUCCAUAGCAAAAAGGAUUUUUUUUAAAUUGUUUAUUUUUUUAAUCUAUGUAUAAGGUGCUGAUCCUGUGUUUUAGUUCAUAUGCUGAAACUGUUGUGACCACUAGUAACCACUAGAAUUCCAUUGAUUUCAGCAGGACCCAUGAAAAUCACAUUCUUUACUUGGUUCUCACUGUAAUCUGUCCAUGAAGUUGUAAAGUGAAUGUGAGGACUUCUGGUUAGAAAAGAAACGAAACCAAACCAGUAUGUUUUUUCCAGAAAACUUUGUCAUUCCAAAUAAACAUAAGUCAGUUACUACUAAUAAUUUUUAGAGUCUUUCUGGUAUGAGAAAGGUUUGCUUAUGUGUCUCUCACUUAUUUACAGAUUAUUUCUUUUGUCAUUUCUCUGCAGUUCAAGAGAUGAGGUGUCAUAUAAUGCCCUCAGCUGCUUGAAAAAAGUGCAGAAAUUGGGUGACAGAUAUAUAACCUGGCAUGUUGAAGUGUGCCUCUAGAGUUACUGGAGUCUUAUUAAUCUCUCUUCAUAUUUUUUUGCAUUUUCCUCCUGCAUGUCUGCGAGGUCUGAAAUACUCCUGAAAGAAAUGUUUACUAAUGCUUGUUUUAUUUUACUUAUACUCAGGUGGAUAAACUGACAUAGUCAUAGGUAUGACCACAGUCACAAAAUAGUGUGAGACAUAAGAAGCACUUGUUCUAACCACUUCCAGCUUAACUACUCCCUUUAUUAAGGAAAAUGAUAUUACUAAUUUUACUGUAAAUCCCUUAAAUAGCUAACAGCCUUUACAGCCCAAAGAGUCCAUUUAUUUAUUUUAAAUGUGAGGGAACAAUUAAAUUUUUUGCAAAUGUUAUUAAAAAAUCUUCUGAAAUCAAACCUUUUGCACGAACAAGUCUUUUUGCUUUCCCUUUGCUUAAACUUUUGUCAUCCACUGGUCUUUUCUCACUGUAGUUGUCUGAGCACUGUACUGGUCUUGGCAACUUAGCACUCACCUUUCGGCUCUUACUUUCUCCCAGGGGCACUUUAUUUUCUCUGUGACAAUAAAAGUCACUCCUUUGUUGCUGUGUACAGAAACCUUUGAAAUUUGUUGUAGAGUAUUGUACAACUGAGGUGAUCUAUCUUGUUUAAAAUACAAAUCAUGGUAACAGUGUAAUAGAUCUUCAUUACUCUGAAAGACUUUUGUAAUUGCCAUUAAAGGUAUCAUUUAGCCCUUGCCAUGAAGUGGUUCAGGCCAUGGCACAGUGAUAUCUAAUGAGACUUUUAAAAGAAUUUACAGAAUUUCUGUAGAAAAAAAUGAAACUGAAGUGCCUAGAAAUUCAUCACCCCUGAACACUUACUGUAUUUUUAUGUGCUUGAAGUGUUUUAAAACAUAAAUAUGCAACCAUAUAUAGUAUUUCAGAGUUGAGAAUUGAAUUUGUUGAUGCUAAGGAAAGAUGAUGGAAUAGGAGCUACUAGAACUACCCCACCUGCUUGUCCAAUAUUUCUUCUGUACAUAGAGCAAAUUACAGUGCUAAUUCAUGUUAUAUAGAAUGGAGAGUUUUGCUUACAGUCUGUUGCUGCAGUCAUAAUUUUUAAAAUUUGAGUAAAAAUACGUCUGUGGGAGACAAUUGCGAAAGAAUGAGAUUGUUUGUUAUAAGGCACAGUUACUGGGGUGAGGGAGGAGAAACAUGAAUGUAUUUAAGAAAGUGGUUGCUCCAAGCUUCAAGGUUAUCAUAGGGGGAAAAAAAUUGUGCUACCAAAACCGAGAGGGAGAGAAGAACAUUUGUAGUGAUUUUGAGAUCUGAAAUAGAAUUUAAGGAAUAUCCAAAUCCUAUUUCACUUUGGCUUCAAAACCCUUUUAUUUCUUGACUAAAAGAAAAAUAUUGUAAUGAUUUUUUUUAAUAUUUUUACACUGAUUAAGUGCAUUUGACCCAUCUUGUUAUGGUAUUUUAUAGUAUUUAGAGUCAUAUACUAAAUUUAUAUAGAUUAGGCAAGAAACACUGGGAAGUUUUAUAAGAGAUCAUGCCAUGCAAAUACAGAUACCUGAAGUAAUCAAUUACAUACUACUGACUCAGUAUUCUCAGAGGGGAAAUGGUUUCUGAGAGAAGUAGCAAGUCUUCAUGAUAAAAGAGAACAUAGUUUUAAAAGUAAAUCUAUAACUUCAUUUCUGCUUCUGUCGGUUGUGAUCAAGUAAAUUAUUUGAGUUCUGCAAGCUGUCUCAGAACUGAAGCUUAAUACAUCAACUCUGGAAUAAGAAUAUGCAUUAAAUUUUGUAUAGUAGCGCAUGUUUCUCAGAUCUGUAAUCUUGUACUGAAUUUUGUGGGAAAAUGUGCAUAUGCUGUUACUAUUUUAGUGGCAAGCUGUAGAUUAUUGUGAAUAUACUUUCUGUACUGAUGUUCAUUGUGUUUGUCUAAUGCAUUUCUUUUGAGGUGCAAAUGAUUUGUCUCUUAAGAGGUUGUUGAAGCAGAAGGUUCUUUAAUGGAAGCAUUUUUAUUAUAAAACUUGAUAUGUAUACGCUCUGCGUAUUUGGAAUUAACACAUUUCACACAUGGGUUCUCUUGAAAACAUUUUACAGGAGUGUUUUCAGCACUGUUGCUAGUAGAACGAACUUACUGUAAUUUAGAGCACUUUUUUUGUGAAUCUUGUGAACCUAAAAAGAGGAAAUAAAGUAUUUACAGACAAAUUGUCAGUUAAUAUAAGCUGACAAUCUCUCUCCCAGUCUUAAAGUGUUUUACGAGUCCUGGUUCUGAUCUUUCAUAGACUCAUAGAAUCAGCUGGGUUGGAAGAGACCUCCAAGUCCAACCCUUGAUCCACUACCACUGCGGUUACUAGACCAUGGCACUAAGUGCCGCAUCCAGUCUCUUUCUAAAAAUCUCCAGGGACGGAGAAUCCACUACUUCCCGGGGCAGCCCGUUCCAAUGUCUGAUCACCCUCUCUGUAAAGAAAUUCUUUCUAAUAUCUAACCUAAACCUCCUCUGGCACAACUUGAGACCGUGCCCUCUUGUCUUGCUGAUGGUUGCCUGGGAAAAGAGACCAGCCCCCACCUGGCUACAACCUCCUUUCAGGGAGUUGUAGAGAGUGAUGAGGUCUCCCCUGAGCCUCCUCCAGGCCGAACAGCCCCAGCUCCCUCAGCCUCCACUCAUAGGACUUGUGCUUGAGUCCCUUCACCAGCCUAGUUGCCCUCCUCUGAACCUGCUCCAUCACCUCAAUAUCAUUCCUGAACUGAGGGACCCAGAACUGGACACAGUACUCAAGGGGUGGCCUCACCAGCACUGAGUACAGGAGAAGAAUCACUUCCUUGGACCUGCUGGCCACACUGUUCCUGAUCCAGACCAGGCUACCAUUGGCCUUCUUGGCCACCUGGGCACACUGCUGGCUCAUGUUCAGCUUCCUAUCAAUCCAAACUCCCAGGUCCCUUUCUGCCUGGCUGCUCUGCAGCCACUCUGUUCCCAGCCUGUAGCACUUCAUGGGGUUGUUGUGACCAAAGUGCAGGACCUGGCACUUGGCCUUAUUGAACCUCAUCCUGUUGGAAUCAACCCAACUCUCCAGCCUGAUCAGGUCCCUCUGCAGAGCCCUCCUGCCUUCCAGCAGAUCAACACUCCCCUAGUGUCAUCUGCAAAUUUGCUGAUGGUGGACUCAACCCCCUCAUCUAAAUCAUCAGUAAAGAUAUUAAACAGAACUGGGCCCAACACUGAUCCCUGGGGGACACCACUAGUGACCGGCUGCCAACUGGAUGCAGUACCGUCCACCACCACUCUCUGGGCCCGGCCCUCCAGCCAGUUCCUAACCCAGCACAGAGUGCCCUGUCCAAGCUGUGGGCUGCCAGCUUUUUCAGGAGAAUGCUGUGGGAGAUGGUGUCAAAGGCUUUGCUGAAGUCCAGGUUGACACAUCCACAGCCUUCCCCUCAUCCACCAGGUGGGUCACCUGAUCAUAAAAGGAGAUCAGGUUGGUCAGACAGGACCUGCCCUUCCUAAACCCGUGCUGGCUGGGUCUGAUCCCUUGUCCAUCCUGUAGGUGCUGUGUGAUUGCGUUCAGGUUGGUUACUUGGUUACGAUUGUGUCAAUGUUUCGUUCCUUUUUUAUCUUUUACUUUUGACCAGCAUGUUAAAUGUUGCAUACAUUUCUAAAGUGACUAUUUCUAAGAUUUCAUAGCUGUAAUAUUCAGUAAAGAGUAUCUACAAGGUUAUUGGCACAGCAGAAAAGCCUGAUGUGAGUUUGAUAUUGUAUAGAUAUCAAUUUGUUGUGAAUGGGUGGUGUCUCUUUGAUAUGUAUUGAACACAAAUAAAAAAUGCAUUUUUAACACCCUACAUGGCUGUGACAGAGGUGCAUUUGCUUACAUAAACAUGUAAAAACCUGUGUGUAACUAUUUAUAUAUGUGCAUACAACUGAAGUAAUUAUUUUUAAAGUACUAUAUCAUCAUAAUAAAAUUACAAGCCAAAUUCUGCUA